AUGUUCUCUCAUCUUUCACUCACCUCUCAAAAACUAUAACACACAUCACACAAGAAUAAACAAAAGACGACUUAUUAUUAGUCAUGGACGUCGUGAGACCAACGGUGGAGAUUCCACCGCGCAAGCUUCUCUCGUCUUCCAAGUCUUUUCAGGCAGAGUCUUCCCCUCGUUCCUCUCCACGUAAACAUAACUGGAACAACAAGAUCAACAAGAUCUCCAUAUCUGAACAAGAAGAAGACAGCUUCAACGAGGACAACAACAACAACACCACCAAAGAUACUAAAGAGUAUUGUUAUGAUUCCGAUACCGAUGAUCCUUACGCAAGCGACCAUUUCCGUAUGUUUGAAUUCAAGAUCCGACGUUGCACACGUAGCCGAAGCCAUGACUGGACUGAUUGUCCUUUCGCUCAUCCCGGAGAGAAAGCUCGACGUCGUGAUCCUCGUCGGUUUCAGUACUCGGGUGAGGUUUGUCCCGAGUUUCGCCGUGGUGGUGAUUGUAGCCGCGGAGAUGACUGUGAGUUUGCUCAUGGAGUCUUCGAGUGUUGGCUCCAUCCUAUUCGUUACCGUACUGAAGCUUGUAAAGACGGCAAACACUGUAAAAGAAAAGUAUGUUUCUUUGCCCAUUCUCCACGUCAGCUAAGGGUUCUUCCACCGGAAGGCUCAUCCGCCUCUGCCUCUCCGGGCAAGAAUCCUUGCUGCUUGUUUUGCAGCAGCUCUCCGACGAGUACUCUUUUGGGUAACUUGUCUCAUCUUUCUCGAUCUCCGUCCUCAUCUCCACCUCUGUCUCCGGCUAACAAAGCCGCUGCCUUCUCACGGCUGAGGAGCUGCGCGGCCGCUGGGUCAAUUAACUAUAAAGAUGUUUUAAGCGAGCUUGUGAAUUCAUUGGAUUCUAUUAGCCUAGCGGAAGCCUUGCAGGUGAGUUCAUCUUCGCCUGUGUCGACACCUGUCUCCGCAGCGGCUGCUGCGUUUGCGUCUUCCUGCGGUUUGAGCAACCAGCGUCUCCAUCUUCAACAACAACAACAACAAAGCAGUCCUUUACAGUUCGCUCUCUCGCCUUCAACUCCAAGUUACCUUGCCAGCUCACCUAGGUCAAACUUCUUCAGCGAUGAUUUCACUCCUCGCCAGAGACAAAUGAAUGAUGUCACGCCACAUGCGGCGGGUAGGGACAAGACUAGCAGCUUUGAGGAUGGUUCUUGCGGUGACCCUGAUAUUGGAUGGGUGAAUGAUCUCUUGACUUAAUAGAUCCACGGUUGAGGAUGAUCUAAUGUAAAUUUCGGUGGAGGAGUUUAAUUUACGUGCAUGAAUUGUGAGGAAAAUGAUCGGUGUGCAACGGUUUGGUUGGUAUGCAUGGAGGGAUUGUUGUUGAAAUUUGUUUUGAAGAUUUUAUUGUUUUAGGGAUUUCAACGAGAGCCAAUCAAGAAUAUCGUCUAUGUAUUGUCUCGUUUAUUUCUAGAAUUUUCUCUUUUUGGUUGGAUUGUACCCAAUAAUGUGUUUCAGCUUGUAUGAUGUGGAUUUGCUUGUAUAAUGUUUCACCAUUUCUAGCUAUGAAUAUUUUCGCUUCAGUGUA
Messenger RNA from Raphanus sativus (radish), 1566 nucleotides. Its product is annotated as zinc finger CCCH domain-containing protein 2-like. The transcript has a single exon. The coding region runs from base 84 to 1238 and encodes 384 amino acids. Gene Ontology annotation, molecular function: metal ion binding. The record is from RefSeq and is a predicted model, not a curated record. Lineage: Eukaryota; Viridiplantae; Streptophyta; Magnoliopsida; Brassicales; Brassicaceae.